UAGGUGGCGGUAACGUAUUAUCUCGGUGUGUAGCGACAUCAACGGAAAGGAGACGGAAGCAGCAGUCAGUUAACCUGUUAUUGUUAGCUCGAUUUUCUGCAUUUAUUUUCUCUAAUAGCAGCCGCUUCACUUGUGAAUCCUUGACUUACUUCCUUUACUAAGCACCCUGUCCUGUGCUGACAGUUAAUUUCAGGAAGCGUUUCUUCACAGUUCCCUCGCAUCAUGUCUCACAACCACCCCUACAGACGACCGCUGUGUGACUCCGACCUCAGACCUGAACCUGGACCUUACGGCUCUGCAGACCGUCGACACGCCUCACCAGAUCACGACUUUUACAGGCCGCCUCCAGAGCACUUCUCCUCACCUUACCCGUCCACCUCCUCGUCCAGAGGUUCGGCAGGUGCUCAGUGGUCACAGGACAGCGUUCUCAACAUCCUGAACAGCUGUGGCCUGGAGCCCGACGACCUGGCUUUGCUGGCCAAGCUGCCUGAAGAUGUGCUUACCGUGGAUUCUCUGCCUCACCUCCUCCAGCAGAUCAAAGGAAAGCGAGGGAUGGUCAAACCUUUCCUUCCCCGGCCUCCCUCUCCUUCCUCCUCCUCUUCCUCUUAUCCUCCCAGCUCCACACGGUGGCAGUCUGUCACUUCGUCCUCCAGAGACUGGGAUCAGCGCCACAGCCAGGUGGUUCGCUACCCACUGGACCAUACAUCAUCCUGUCAUCUUCCAUCUGAGCAGGACCGCUGGGGGACUCCCCUAACCAGCAGCUCUGUCAGGGCAGACGUACUGUCACCAUCAUCUUCAUCAUCAUCCGGCUACAUUGUGCUGGACUUCCACCACAGAUCACCCUCUGAGUUUGGUAAGACAGGCAGAGUCACUGGUCCAGCUUCCUUUCAGGACCGAGCCACUUUCAGUGCACCAGUGCCUACAAAAGUAGCUCGGCCAUCCCGUUUCUCCGAUCCCAGAGCAGCUGUUUACAGGUCGGCACCUCCUCCUGAAGAGUACCAGCCUCAGCCUCGAGGGGGCCGCCGUGAGUCUGAAGCUUCUACAGUCAGGAGCGGCAGGCAGCAUGCUGCCGCUGCCCUGAUGCCCUCCCAGAAGGAAGCUCGGGACUUCCAUGGGACAUGUCCGAAAGUGUUCCCGUACUCGUGCUCACUGUGUGAUAUCACUGUGCUGUCAGAGAAGGAUUGGACCAAACACAUCAACGGCAGUAAUCAUGCAGACGGACAGCUCAACCUGCUGCAGCGGUUUCCUAGCUGGGACUGUCGCAUGGAGACAGUCAGCAGGGCUGACAACCGAUCGGAGAAGUGGAAGGAUGAAGAGAGACCGGCCCAGCUGUCACAGACAGUCAAUCAGAGCCAAAGGCCACAGCCAAACAUGAAGUCCCAGAACAAGACUUCAGACAAAAGCAAAGUGGUGUGUGUGAAGUUUCCAGCUCGGUCUGUGGAUGAGAAGUACCUGAGGAAACUGACUGAGCCGUUUGGAAAGAUCGCCCAGAUCCUCAUGUUUCCUUCUCUAGCGUUUGUGGAGCUGGGCUCUGCUGACCAGGCGAAGGACUUGGUGAAGUUUCAUGUGAACUAUCCUCCAACUGUGAACGGAGAACGGAUUGAGUUCAGCAUCUCCAGCACCUUCAACUUCCUCAAGAGCUCUCGGGUGGUGAGCUUCAGCCCAGCUCCAGAAGGGAAGGACAGCCAGUCGGAUCUGAUCAGCAUUGUCAGACGCUUCGGCCCACCGCUCUACACCCUGUUCCUGCCGUCGAUGGUGUUUGUAGAGAUGCGACAUGAUCUUGAUGCUCAGAAGCUGGUUGAUUAUUAUUCUUCCAACACGCUGAGGAUCAACAAUAUCAUUAUCAAAGUUUCCUUCUCAGGAGAAUACAAGACCCUCACGCGGGUUGCGUCGGCUAAAAAGUAUGAAGAGGAAACCUCUGCACCGAGGAGGAGAAGGAGCUUGAGCCAAGACAAAGACAAGACAACAGACUCAAAGAGGAAGAGGAGCAGCAGCAGCAAAGACCGAGAGCAGGACGGGAAGAAGGAAGGAGGAAGAUCUGCCAGAGACAAGAGGAACAGGUCCAGAUCCAGAGAAAAGUCCAAUGGAGCGAGAGGUACCAGAGGCAGCUCCAGAGGCAAAUCAAAAGAAAAGUCCAACAGAGACUGCAAGACUAGGUCCAGGUCUAAGUCUAAAGAAAAGUCCAACAGAGACCGCAAGACUAGGUCCAGGUCUAAGUCUAAAGAAAAGUCCAACAGAGACCGCAAGACUAGGUCCAGGUCCAAGUCUAAAGAAAAGUCCAACAGAGACCGCAAGACUAGGUCCAGGUCCAAGUCUAAAGAAAAGUCCAACAGAGACCGCAAGACUAGGUCCAGGUCCAAGUCUAAAGAAAAGUCCAACAGAGACCGCAAGGCUAGGUCCAGGUCCAAGUCUAAAGAAAAGUCCAACAGAGACCGCAAGGCUAGGUCCAGGUCUAAGUCUAAAGAAAAGUCCAACAGAGAGCAGAAAACCAGGUCCAGCUCCAGAGAGAAAUCCAGCAGCAGGUCCUUGAAGCAGAACAUGCCUGGAGAGAAGACGGUGAAAGCAGAGGAACUAGAGGAACCUGAGACAAAGGAGGAACCUGAGACAAAGGAGGAACCUGAGAAUGCAGAGACAGUUGACUCUGAGUCAAGGACUGAAGAGUCCAGACCUGAAGGUGCAGAGAGACAGACUGAAAAGGAAACAGAGGUGUCUGCAGAGGACAGUGACAUCGAGGGGAUGGAGGUGAUUGGAGAGGAUGGAGAGAACCUGGAGGAAGAAGACAGGGAAACUGUGGAUUAUCUUCAGGUGGAUGCGAAGGAGAAGGAGGAGGAAGAGGAGGGAGCAAUGGAAGAGGGAGCAAUGGAAGAGGAAGCUGUUGAGGCAGAGAGAACAAACUCGCCUGAACAAGAUCAAGAGGAGGUGGUAAAGGAGGGAGAGAGUAAUGAUCAGGACACACCGGAGCUGGAGGAGGAGGAGAAGGAGGAGAAGGAGGAGGAGGAGAAGGAGGAGGAGGAGAAGGAGGAGGAGGAGGAGGAGGAGAGAGCAUCCAACAGAGAAACUGAGGAGACAAACGAGAUGCAGCUGGAGCACGACAAGCAGGAACCAGAUUUCCCAGUAGACCUGGAGAACUGCAUCACUCUGGAUGAACUGGAAGACCACCAGUCUGAUGGACAAGGUGAAGAAACCAGAGACGAACUCAUGUCUCCGUCUACCAAAGUGGUCUGCUUCAGCAACCUGCCCAGGCGCUCCUACACCGACACCCAGUUUGUCAAACUGGUCAAAGGAUUUGGGAAGGCGGUGCGCUACUUCCUGAUGCGCCGAAAGCGACUGGGUUUCGUUGAGAUGUCGACUCCUUCAGAGGCUCUACAAGCUGUCAAAGAGCUGACCUCUCAAUCCAUCAUCUUCAACGAUUCCAAACUCAUCAUCCAGCUCUGGGACAAAUCCAACAGCCUCAGCAACGGGUUGGAGGUUCAGUCGGACUCAGACGAGGACAAGAGGAGUGAGAGCCGGACUCGAAGCAGCAGCAGGAGGAUCGAGACACAGAACAAAUCCAAAACCUCUGAAAGAGACGAGACCUGCAGGAAGUCCAAGGGGAUGAAGGAGUCCUCCAAGAAAUCUACAGAGGAGUCUGUCGAUCAGAAGCCUUCGGACAAGGAAUUAUCAGGAAAAGAGACUCCAGAAAAGGACCUGAAAGACACAAAUUCAGAGUCUGCCUGUAAAGAAUCUGGGUCCAGAAAGUCUCCAGAGAAAGAGAUGAUCAGAGAGCAAACCUCUGAGGAUGAGUCAGAAUCCAGAAAGACUGAAGAGAACAACUCUGUUGCUCAUGACACAAAAGAAUCACCAACUGAAGAGACGGAGUUGUUUCCUGAGAUGAGUGAAGUGAAGCAGUUGAAAAGACAAGGGACUCCUGAGAACAACUCGGUGCCUGAAAAAAUCCUAAAGCAAGAGUCUGAAAGUGAAAACGAGUCGAUGGUGGAAGAAGAAGAAAAGUCUGAGACUUGUGAGCAGAAAGGAUGUGCUGACGUGGCUCUGCAGAGCAAGGCUGAGCUGAAUUCAGGGGCUGCAGGGAAAGAAAAAGGAACUCAUUCUGAAGAGGAAGCAGCAAAAUCUGGACUAAAGAGUCCAGAUCAGCCAGAGUCUGCUGGAGAUCCUUCACAGAAACUACAAAGUGAACAGAGAGCUCCUACUGAAGAUCAGCUGCAGGACUCAAAGGAUGCACAGGACGUGGAGCGCAAACCUCAACCUGCAGGGGGCACUGCAGAGCCUGAGAAACCUACCAAACCUGUUGGGACGCAGUUUGUUCGGCCGAUCGUCGGUUACUUCUGUCAUCUGUGCGAGGUGAUCUACGCCAAUGAGGACGAAGCCAAAGUGGAGCACUGCAGCAGCCUGACACACUACAGGAAGUACCAGGAGAAGACUGGGAACGAUCCAUGGGCAAGCUGAACUUACUGACGCUGCACGAAGCUCAUCCUUAAUGUGAACUGAAUCCAAAGUGUCACUGGACUGAUGGACACGGUCCUGAAACAAACACCACUUUACCUAAAAGCCCAUGGACACAAACACCAGCUGUGAGAAAAUGAGUUUUGGAUCUGAUGUAAUUCUGGUGGUUAAUGACAUUAUGGAGCCAGCUACUGCAGAAAAGUCUUGUUUAAAGAGUGUAUUAACAGUUUAAAUUUGACAAAGCACUUUUAUUUUAUCGAACCUCUAAUCAAUCAACAUAAAAAUACGCAGAAAAACAAUUCACUUUGUUCUGAGGAUAAAAGGAACAGUUCAACAUUUUAGAGGAUUAGUUUUUAAAUCAUUCACUGACCAGCAUGUCUCAAUGUCACAUACAAACCAGUUUGUGCUUUUACUGCAUGUUUAUGUGCCUGAACUGGUUCUUGUUUAGAGCAUAUCUGGCCGUAGAGCGCUCCUGGCCCUUGGUGGGUGGAAACAUCUGACACCGUUUCUGACUAACAACAGAUUUGUGAGCCUCUUCAGUCUUUAUGCUAAGAUAGGCUAACCAGAGGGUGUUCCAACCCGAACUGUCUCUUUAAGCUAAACGUACACGUAAAGAGUUGUGUGCAUUCCCUCCUCUGUGCAGCAGGUUCAUCUUUUAGCUCAGUUCAGUUUUUAAUGUCAUAAAAUUGUGAAAAUUGUCGCAUUCUUCAAGCGUCUUUUGCUCGACCAACGGACCAAAAUCCAGAGAUUCUGUUUAAAACAAACCAUUGGUCCACCAAUCAACUAGUCAGGCGGUAAGUUAAUCAGCAGUUACUUUAGUUCUGCUGGUUUUCUUUUGUCUUUAGCAGCUCUGGGCAUGUUUGUUUUCUAGACAGUAUGGUGUUUGCUAUUUAUUGCUGCUGAAACAAAGGAAUUUCCCCAUUGUGGGAUUAAUAAAGUCUUAUCUAAUAAAACUGA
This is a messenger RNA of Monopterus albus (swamp eel), 5397 nucleotides long. RefSeq names its product matrin 3-like 1.1 (gene matr3l1.1). NCBI's taxonomy places the organism in Eukaryota, Metazoa, Chordata, Actinopteri, Synbranchiformes, Synbranchidae. Gene Ontology annotation, molecular function: zinc ion binding; RNA binding. Bases 223 to 4443 code for a protein of 1406 amino acids. The record is from RefSeq and is a predicted model, not a curated record. The transcript has 23 exons.